Messenger RNA from Mucor mucedo, 1127 nucleotides. RefSeq lists its product as uncharacterized. The transcript is spliced from 2 exons. Gene Ontology annotation, cellular component: transcription regulator complex; PcG protein complex. The coding region runs from base 57 to 881 and encodes 274 amino acids. Gene Ontology annotation, molecular function: DNA-binding transcription factor activity, RNA polymerase II-specific; RNA polymerase II cis-regulatory region sequence-specific DNA binding. Lineage: Eukaryota; Fungi; Mucoromycota; Mucoromycetes; Mucorales; Mucoraceae. Gene Ontology annotation, biological process: regulation of transcription by RNA polymerase II. The record is from RefSeq and is a predicted model, not a curated record.
CAGCGUUUUUCUUUUUUUCCUUUCUUUUUUCUUCUUCUUUCUCCUUUCAUACAAAAAUGUCAAUGGGUAAACCCAGUUUACCAUCUAUUCAAUUUCUUUUACAAGAAGCACCUGGUCCUAGCAGUACUUAUGAGGAAGUAGUUGUGAAUGCGACCCCGAAAAGACAGUUUGGACAUCGAAGUACGAGAAGUGUAAGUAGUCUUCCUGUAGACCUUCAGAGCCUAUCACUUCAAGCACCAGAGGAUAGAGAUAGGGUUGAACCCUAUAGAGGCCUACCUUUUUCAUCGGGAGAGAAGACACCUAGUUGGAUGAUACCCAAUGAUAAUUCACCACCACCAAUAGUGUCUUCCACCCUUAAUACGACAACUACACAUAGAAAAAAAUCAGGUCAUGGACGAUCUGUCUCUGAAUUUACACUACCUCCAUUAAAUACACCCAUUCCUCAUCAUCAGCAUCAUCGUACAUCCACUCACCGAAGAGCUGUGUCAGCCAACACAGUUGACUUCAUGCUGAGUCCACCUACACCAGCAACAUCAUCCUCAUCUAAUCCAACCAAUAGUAGCAUUCGAGCACAAUCAUAUAGCCCCAAAGAACCCACAUUAUCUUUUAUACCUUCCUCUUCACCUCCCAUCCAUAAUUUUGAUCAACAAGACCUCGAUACUUCUGGACGGUAUGUAUGUCCCUAUUGUCACAAGAAGUUUUCAAGACCUUCCUCAUUACGUAUCCAUACCUAUUCUCACACCGGUGAAAAGCCUUUUGUUUGUACGGAGCCUGGUUGUGGAAGACAUUUUAGUGUACAGAGUAAUAUGAGACGACACUUGCGAGUGCACCGUUUGGGUAGAAAUGCCAAUAAUCUGGAGACAACAAAUGAAGAGGAUUAGGUGCACUACACACAUUUAUAUAUAUAUAAAAACACACAUACUGAGAGAAAAUAAACUGCCCAAUCAAUUUCUACAUAUGUACGUCAUUCGUCAUGCAUAUCUAUUUUUGCUCUUUCCUCUCUCUCUCUCUCUUUUCUCACAAAAGGUGAUCGUCAAAACACACCAUUUUUUAUUGGUUGCAUGAAUUAAUAGUGAUAUAUAUUAUGGUAGAGGGUAGAUACCAAGGGUUUUUAUGAGAAAAAAAAA